This is a messenger RNA of Solenopsis invicta (red fire ant), 2058 nucleotides long. It is a transcript of the gene BBS4, whose product is annotated as Bardet-Biedl syndrome 4 protein homolog. The record is from RefSeq and is a predicted model, not a curated record. Bases 390 to 1496 code for a protein of 368 amino acids. The transcript is spliced from 10 exons. Gene Ontology annotation, cellular component: ciliary basal body. Gene Ontology annotation, biological process: protein localization to cilium; cilium assembly. Gene Ontology annotation, molecular function: protein binding. Lineage: Eukaryota; Metazoa; Arthropoda; Insecta; Hymenoptera; Formicidae.
CUAAUCUUAUAAUUAAAACUAACAGCAAUACUGAUGGAUAAACUGAGAUCAUUCAUAUUUUUUUCUCUCUCGCAGGAUUUUAGCAUGACGGAACUUUACUUAUAACACUACUCUGAUUAAAGACUCUCUAGUGUAGAUAUAUCAACCUCUCACUUCCAUAAUUCGAGGGUCAGAAAAAAGCUGUACUCUGAUUGGAUUUUCGUGCGUCGAGUAUCGCGUCAGCGCGUUGCUCUGCUGGUGAGUUUACAUUUGGUUACCAUGGUGAUUAAACUCACGAAACAAUACUCUCUCCUCUUCAAAUAUGUCCGAGCAUCCAAACAGUCAGGCACGAACAGAAAAUUAUUGUUACUGUUAUCAAUUGUUGGUUAAAGUUCUAUUUGAUAAAGGUAAUGGCAAACGACAUUAUCAGCAACGGUCGUUUACACGAAAACACAGUUGUACAACGAGCAAGAAACGACAGAAGUAAACGAGCACCAGAUAUAGCAGCUAUAGAGAGUCGUAAUUGGUUGUUACAUCGACAUUACACAAGACACGAGUACAGCGCUUGCAAGCUACUCAUCGAACAAGAAUUAACAAAAUCGAAUGGUCACGAAUACGCUAAUUAUUUGAAGGGUUUAAUUUUUAGAAAAGAGGGCAAGAUUCAAGAUUCCUUGGAUUGCUUUCAGACAGCAUACAAUGUCAAUUCGACAAAUAUUGAUAAUGUUAAACAGAUAGCAAAAUCAUUAUUAAUCAUGGGAAGUCACAAACGUGCAAUAGACGCUUAUAUGGAAGCUGAGAAGAUAUCUGUUUUACCUGAUUGGGAAAUAUAUCAUGGUCUCGGCGAAGCUUACGUGAAAUCGAAUCAAUCUCAAGAAGGCAGAAAGCAUUUCAAAAGAUCAACGGAAUUAACCAAAAACGAAUUACCGAAUAUCGAUCUCGCGAGACUCUAUCUCUCAGAUGAUAUGAUUCCAGAGGCCAGAAACGCUUAUACAACAACUUUGAACGGAAAUCCUCAGAGCAUCGAUGCAGCGACAGAACUGGGUCUCUUGUAUCUUAGAAUUGGAGACACACAACGGGCAUUUCAACAAUUUGGAGCAGCUUUGGCUCAUUCGCCUAAUUGCGUCAAGGCAAUUUUACCUAUGGCUUACGUAAUGCAGAAUCAUCGAGAAUACGAUGUGGCCUUAUCGAAAUAUAAAAUUGCAGCACAAACCAUUCCAGAAUCUUCGAUUCUUUGGAACAACAUCGGAAUGUGUCUUUACGCAAAACAAAAAUAUGUUGCGGCUAUUAGCUCGUUGAAACGAGCACAUUAUUUGAGUCCGAUGUCUUGUAUUCCAUCGUGCAACUUGGGAAUUGUUUUUCUUACCACUGGGCAGCCUGCAUCAGCCGCGAUUUAUCUGUGUGCUGCAGUCAGUGCUGAACCAAAGAAUUCUAUGCCGUAUCUAUUAUUGGGUUCGUUUUACCCUAAGAGGAUAACAUACCGACAGAAUACUGUAAUAUACUCAGCCCUCGUUAGAUGACAGCUGCGUCGAGCAGUGCCGAGUGAUACAAAAGAAGACUUCUGUUAGAUUAAAGAGUUCUACAAGAUAUUUCUCUGCAAAGCUGUAAUAAAAAUAUAUCGAAUAAGGAUAAGGUGAAUAUCUGAAUAUCCCAAUUAAUGACAAAGUAAGUUUUGUGAAAGUAAUAGAUGUUAUUUAAAGAAAUAAAAUAAUUAUUCAAUUUUUAAAAAUUAAAAAUAUUUAAAAUAUUAUUAUACUUACAAAUUCGUAGCGAUUAAUACACAACAAAAUCAUCAAGUAUACUAAACUGACGCUCGCAAAGUGACAGCAUUUUAUACCACUGCACAGUGGGCCAGGAGAGCCGAAUAUGUGGCCAAAAAGGCCACGAAUAAACUUUUAAAUUUUUAUAAAUAAUUUAUGUCAUAAUAUUGUAGAGAUUUUAAAGUAGUUGUGACACAAUUUGUAUAAUGUGUACUAAUCCAUGUUUUUUUGGCAGAACUUUGAAUGCGAAGAAAGUACUAUUUUUCUAGACGCAAUUAUAUGUGAUUAAUGUAAAAAAUAAAAGAUAUUUUGUAAAUUUAAA